UUUAACACCUGUAUAUUUUUCUAGUGAGUAAUUCGUCCAUGACGUCAUAGAUUAGAUUGCCAUUCACAAGAACUAGAUAAGAAUUCAACAUGGCGGCGACGAUAAGUUGUGGGAUCGCGAUUCUGCUGGUGACACUGUUUGGAGUUUCUGCAGAGUGUCCAGACGGGUUUACAAAACAUGGUACAUCCUGCUAUACCAUCCUCCAUGCGAAAGUCGACUGGAGUCAGGCAACGGUUGUCUGUAAGGAAAUCAAUUCCCACCUACUGGAAAUAGAUGAUGCUGCUGAGGAAAGUUAUAUACAUGGUUUCCUGUCUCUACACUGGCGUGCGUACGAUCCAGCCGAUUUCUGGGUCGGGGGAAACGACAUUUUAGAGGAGGGCAGUUGGGAAUGGGCGUCAGGGAAGGCAAUGACCUACACGAACUGGGAUGAUGGUCAACCGGACAACGGAGGAGACAAUGAUUAUAACGAGCAUUGUAUGGAAAUAUCUCAUGGAGACGCUUGGAAAUGGAACGACCAGGAAUGUGACGAGGAGCGAAACGUUAUAUGUGAAAUUCCGAUAACGGACGUGAUUGGAGGAGGAGGAAACCCCGGACCAAUCGGCUAGUCGUACGUGUGUCACGUGACGGUUCCCUUUGUGUUUAUUGUACUGCACAAAUAAUAUUCCUUUUUGUAAAAGAUUUCUAAGUUAUA
Messenger RNA from Pecten maximus, 691 nucleotides. RefSeq names its product perlucin-like. NCBI's taxonomy places the organism in Eukaryota, Metazoa, Mollusca, Bivalvia, Pectinida, Pectinidae. Bases 90 to 605 code for a protein of 171 amino acids. The record is from RefSeq and is a predicted model, not a curated record. The transcript has 5 exons.